This is a messenger RNA of Sphenostylis stenocarpa, 1221 nucleotides long. NCBI's taxonomy places the organism in Eukaryota, Viridiplantae, Streptophyta, Magnoliopsida, Fabales, Fabaceae. The record is from the annotation of a GenBank genome assembly.
AUGCCCGCAACAGACUUCCUUGGUUCAUCUCCUGCAUCGUUAGCCCAUUUUGGCCGGUCACUUCUCAGUCUUCGUCGCGAACAGGUUCACUCCAUUUCCAUGGAAGGGUCAAGCUUGGAGGCUGAGCUGGAAUCCUUUCAGCAACACGUCACUGACCGGUUUUUGGAACUCUCUUCUGUUGCUCAUGAUAAUUUGCUUUCACUCUCGUGGGUUGGAAAGCUUCUUGAUUGCUUCCUCUGUUGCCAAGAGGAAUUCAGAACCAUUGUCCGCACCCACAAGGCACAGGUGUUGAGACCCCCGUUGGAUCGCAUGGUGUCUGAGUACUUUGACCGCAGUGUGAAGGCUUUGGAUGUUUUUAACGCCAUUCGUGACGGGAUUGAGCAGAUUCGCCAAUGGCAGAAGCUGAUGGAGAUUGUCCUCUAUGCAUUAGGGCAUCAGAGGGGCAUUGGAGAGGGCCAAUUUCGAAGAGCUAGGAAGGCCCUCAUUGAUUUGACAAUUGGGAUGCUUGAUGAUAAGGACUCCAGUGCUUCAAUUGCGUAUAGAAACCGGUCCUUUGGCCGCAGCGCUGGUAGUAGAGAUCAUUAUCAUAACCAUAGUCAUGGUCACAAUCAAAGUAGCAGUAAUACCUUUCAUCAUCGGUCUUUGGGGCAUUUUCGAUCGCUUUCAUGGAGUGUUUCUCGGACUUGGUCUGCUGUCAGGCAGCUCCAAGCAAUUGGGAACAACAUUAAUCCACCUAAGGCAAAUGAGCUGGUGGCUUCUGGUGGCCUUGCAAUGCCUGUGUUCAUCAUGAAUUCGGUCCUGUUGUUUGUUGUGUGGGCUCUGGUGGCUGCUAUUCCGUGCCAGGACCGCGGGUUACAUGCCCAUUUUACCAUUCCUAGGAACUUCUCCUGGGCUGUUACAUUGCUCUCGCUUCACGAAAGGAUCAUGGAGGAGUCAAAGAAAAGGGAGCGCAAAAACUCCUGUGGCUUGCUCAGGGAGAUUCAACAAAUGGAGAAAUGUGCUAGAUCGAUGAAUGAAUUGUCUGAUUCUGUGCAAUUCCCGUUGACAGAGGAGAAAGAACAGGAGGUUAAACAGAUAGUGCAGGAGGUCUCACAAGUUUGUGAUGCUUUGAAAGACGGGCUAGACCCUUUGGAGCGCCAAGUAAGGGAGGCUUUCCAUAGAAUUGUUCGUAGUCGAUCAGAGGGGCUUGACUCUCUUGUUAGGCCAACCUAUGCUGAGUAA